Brienomyrus brachyistius is the source of this 3964-nucleotide messenger RNA. It is a transcript of the gene esyt3, whose product is annotated as extended synaptotagmin-like protein 3. Lineage: Eukaryota; Metazoa; Chordata; Actinopteri; Osteoglossiformes; Mormyridae. Gene Ontology annotation, molecular function: lipid binding. Bases 818 to 3043 code for a protein of 741 amino acids. The record is from RefSeq and is a predicted model, not a curated record. Gene Ontology annotation, biological process: lipid transport. The transcript has 23 exons.
AGCUUCGGCUCACUGCGGGGGUUUUAUUAACGCUCUCAGGUUCAUGCCACCCGACUGGGGAUAAAAGAGAAUCCCCGAUUAUACUCAUUCUGUUCUUUUUAUUAGCGACCACCCUGCUUAAAAACUUUAAUACAUUACAUCAAGUUUGUUUUUUUGUUGUUGUUUGCGUGGCUUGUUUGUUGUUAGGGUGUUUGCGUGUUUAUUUAUCUGGACUGCAUGUAACUUAAUGUCCUGAUAAAAAUCUCCGCAGCACUCAGAUUUAAUUGCUUUUAAAUUUUAAAUACUCUGACCACGGUCCACAGACUCGAUCUCUCUUAGUUUAAGUUUAGAUGUGAGUUGAGAAGCGCUUUUCAGAGCUGAACUUCAGGCCACAGACUCUCUUCUAGACGUGCUAGGUCUCCUAUGUUAUAUCAGUCAGGCCUACUGAAUAACCAGCAGACGUUGAUUUUUCCUGUUUGAAUGGUUUACCUCAUUAUAUUAUUUACGUCAUAAUCUGAUUUUGACGGAUUUGGCGUCGGUGCGGCAAUAUCCCCAUUUGUUUUCCGUAUUAUAUAUCGCUCACCUGAGAGGUGUACACAGACCUGAGUGAGUUAAUGUGCAAAGGCGUAAGUUAGAGGUUGUGAAACAAACCGAAUUUUUGAAAAAGCUGUAUAGACUUUAAAACAAUGCUGUAAAACAACCACAUGUCCCAGAAUGCUGUGAGACAGGUUGUCGUUUUUGUCAGCAUUACAAGCGUGACAUUUCGGUCAGUUUCCCAGAGGUUGAAAAGGUCGAAUGGCUGAAUAAGAUCCUGUUGCAAGCCUGGCCUUUCUUUGGAAUGUUCAUGGAGAAGUUCCUGAAGGAGAAGGUCCAGCCAUCCAUCCAGAGUUCUAACCCUGCCCUCAAAACCUUCACCUUUACCAAAGUGCACUUUGGCCAGAAGCCCCUGAAGAUCACUGGAGUGAAGGCAUAUACUGAGGAAGUGGACAAGAGAGAAGUCGUCCUAGACCUGAAUCUCAGUUAUGUGGGUGACGUGGACAUUGAUGCUGAUGUGAAGAAACCAAUCACCGCUGGAGUGAAAAGUCUGGAGCUUCAUGGAAUGCUGCGUGUGGUUCUUCAGCCUCUGAUUGGCCAGUCUCCCCUGGUGGGUGGGAUCACAAUGUUCUUCAUACGCCGACCGACACUGGAAAUAGACUGGACAGGAGUGACCAACUUCCUGGAUUCACCAGCACUAAAUAACAUGACAGAAUCUGCCAUCUUAGAUGUGAUUGCCUCCUUGAUGAUGUUGCCCAACCGCAUGUGUAUCCCCCUGAUAGACCAGGUCAAGGUGGACCAAAUGCGCUUUCCCCUUCCUCGGGGGAUAGCUCGAGUCCACCUUGUGGAGGCCCAAGACCUGGUUGCCAUGGAUAGCUACAUGAUGGGGCUGAUGAAGGGGAAGUCAGACCCAUAUGCCAUCCUGAAAGUGGGCAGCACCCAGAAACGCAGCAAGACGAUCAAAGAGACACUAGACCCUUGCUGGCACGAGGUCUAUGAGUUUGUGAUCCAUGAGGCACCAGGGCAGGAGUUGGAAGUAGAGCUUUAUGAUGAAGAUACGGACAAGGACGACUUCCUGGGCCGCUUUAACCUGGAUUUUGGAGAAGUUAAGAAGUUGCGAGUUAUGGACAAGUGGUUUCCACUGGAAGGAGUGGAGCAUGGAAAGGUCCAUCUGAAUCUGCAGUGGCUGUCACUUCAAACGGACCCCAAACUGCUUGUGGAGACCCUGGAUGGCUGUUCUUGUGCUAUGCUUGCUGUAUAUGUGGACAGCGCCUCCAACCUGCCAAAGAACCAAAGUGAGUUCAGCCAUACUGAGAAGCCAGGAAAGCACCACAAGGAUACCAAGGUAACCAGGAGAAAUGCCAACCCGGACUCCUAUGUGGAAGUCUCCGUUGACAAACAGAGUCAGAAAAGCAAGGUGGUGUUUGCAUCCAAAGACCCUGUCUGGGAGGACUGUUUCACUUUCUUCGUUCAAAGUGUGACAAACCAGUCUCUUCACGUCCAGGUUAAACAGCACGAGAAGAAAACAUUACUCGGCACUUUCACGCUGCCUCUCGCUCGCCUCCUCACCGUCUCUGACAUGACGCUGGAUCAGCGCUUUCUGCUGGAGCGCUCGGGAGCCAACAGUCAUCUCAAGAUGAAAGCUAGCCUCAGAAUCCUGAAGCCAGAAAAGCCAGAGCCCAAAAGUAUGAGCCCCCCCCCUGCCUCUCAAACCCAGAAGACCUCAGAGGGGCAUCUGCAAAACACCGUUUCCACCCCUGGAAUGCAGAGCACCCCCAGUGCACUGCCAGAAGUCUCACCCAGUACCAUGACCAAUGCCCAUUAUGGUACUUUACCCAGUACCUCAUCCAGUACACUAAGCAAUGCCCAUCCAGAUGUCCUACCAAGCACCCCCUUGGUUAAUGCCCAAAGAAAGUUCCAAUCAGAGUAUACCCCCCGUCGGACCGAGUCGGCGUCCGACACGCAGUCGAUGCUCUCUUCCACGGCCAGCUCCAGAGACCUGUCGCACCUUCGUCAAUAUGACUCCCACAACAUUUUCUCCGAUAAAUCCAUGACAUCGUCGCGCUUCGACCUGACAGAGCCCUAUCCCGAGGCCAUCCUGAACCACCAGGGAGACUUCGGAGCGAUUCAUCUGACUGUGCGGUAUGCUGCCCUGAGGAAGAAGCUCAUCGUCGUCGUGAAUGCCUGCAGGAGCCUGUUUCCCUGCAGCGAUGAAGGGUCUGACACCUAUGUCCGUAUCUACCUGCUUCCUGACCAGUCCUGGAAACACAGGAUGAAGACGUCCGUAAGGAAAAAGACCAUGAAUCCGGUCUUCAAUGAGAAGUUUGAAUUUGCUGGAUCGAUUGAAUCGGUAAAGACCAGGAAGUUGGAUGUAGCCGUGAAAAAUAACAGCAUGUUCCGCAAACGUGAACGAAAGGACAUUGGGAUGGUGGUGAUUGAUUUAUCCGAUAAGGACCUAGUCAAAGGCUUCACUGACUGGUUUGAGCUGACCUUACCUGGGCUGAACAGGCCAGAACAGAGGGAAAUUUAAACCAACUUUCUCUGCGAGAAUGAAGACUCGAGACGUGCAGCUUCAUUCCACGUUUUCUCCUCUCCGUCUUUCAUUUCUGCCAUUUCUAGUCAUGCUCUUAUGUUACCCUGAAUUAAUUUAAAAGCAUUUUAUAGAUGGAAAAAUAAUUUCUGGAAUGUACAUGUGUUUAUUGUUGACUUUUUUCUGUACUUGUCUGAAUUUGUUUCUGUGUUUGAAAUUUUGAACAUGAUGAAUUUCAUAUUUGCUUUUUUUUGCAUGAAUAGCAUGCGAUUAUUUUAGAGGCAUAAAUUUGUAUGAAAUAUAUAUUAAAGUAUCAAAUUCCGGGAAUUUAGUCAUGCAGUGCAUGGCUAAAUAAAGUUCGGUGAGCAAUAAGGAGCAUAUAGUUACGAUUACCGUUGUUUACAUAGCCUUCCGCGUUCAAUGUACGUCCAGCCGUGUAUUUGGAUCACAUGAUAGCCGUCGCUGUGUCACUAGUGCGGGAUCAGAUGGCCUGUGUAACGUGUCAGUGUGCUGAAAGCUGUGCGGCUGCUUCCAGAACAUCCCUGGCAAGCAGAUUAAUGAAACAUUAACAAAAUGUUACCAGUCUGAAACGCUGGCACUCGGAAUUACAGGCAAGAGAGAUGAGGCAGCACCACAAACUCGGGGCUUAUAUAAAGACACUUUUACUGUUCAACCCUCUAAUCAUAUUCAGGAGGUUGGGCUACAAGUUACAUUUAUUCACUCAACUUUUUUUUGUGAUUUUUUUUUUUUUUUGGUCCAUUUGUGAUAUUUAUUAUUUACUUUUUCAGUCUGUCAUAUUGUUUCUAUAUCUGGGAUAUUCGGUUUAACAAUAACAAGCUCUGUGAAGAACAAGGUUACAGCAAAUGUCCACUGAAGAUCCAAACUGUUGUGAAACUGCACAUUAAAACUAUACAUAUGAAA